AUGGCGCCAUUUGAGGCUUUAUAUGAAAGGAGUUAUAGAUAUCCCAUUGAGUGGUUUGAUUCACUUGAGGUGAGAACAUGGGGUACUGAUCUGUUGAGGGACUCGUUGGAGAAGGUUAGAUUCAUUCAGGAGAAACUUAUAGCAACUCAAAGCAGGCAAAAGGAGUAUGCAAAUCGGAAAGCUAGAGAUAUGUACUUUAUGGAGGAUGAGCAAGUAUUGCUCAAGGUUUCACCCAUAAAGGGUGUCAUGCAUUUUGGAAAGCGAGGUAAGCUUAGUCCUAGAUUUAUUGGACCAUUUGAGAUUCUUCAGUGUGUGGGGCCGGUGGGAUUGGCAUUUCCUCCAAGUUUAUCGGAAGUGCACCUUGUAUUUUAUGUUUCUAUGUUAAAAAAGUUUCAUGGUGAUGGUAACUACAUAAUUCGUUGGGAUUUGGUCUUAUUAGAUGAAAACCUCUCUUAUGAAGAGGAACCUGUUGCUAUUCUUGAUAGAGAUGUCCGUAAGUUGAGGACUAAGGAGAUUGCGUAA
Molecule: messenger RNA, 522 nt
Organism: Capsicum annuum
Lineage: Eukaryota; Viridiplantae; Streptophyta; Magnoliopsida; Solanales; Solanaceae
Exons: 1
Coding region: 1-522 (173 amino acids)
Source: RefSeq, a predicted model, not a curated record